AAAUGACAGGACGUGGCAAAGGAGGUAAAGGAUUGGGAAAAGGAGGCGCCAAGCGGCAUCGCAAAGUUCUGCGCGACAACAUUCAAGGUAUCACCAAGCCGGCCAUUCGUCGUCUGGCCCGUCGUGGUGGCGUCAAGCGUAUCUCCGGCCUCAUCUACGAAGAGACUCGAGGUGUACUGAAGGUGUUCCUGGAGAACGUCAUUCGAGAUGCUGUUACCUACACUGAACACGCCAAAAGAAAAACGGUGACGGCCAUGGACGUCGUCUACGCUCUUAAACGUCAGGGCCGCACCCUUUACGGAUUCGGCGGCUAA
Molecule: messenger RNA, 314 nt
Organism: Daphnia carinata
Lineage: Eukaryota; Metazoa; Arthropoda; Branchiopoda; Diplostraca; Daphniidae
Product: histone H4
Exons: 1
Coding region: 3-314 (103 amino acids)
Biological process (GO): nucleosome assembly
Cellular component (GO): nucleosome
Molecular function (GO): protein heterodimerization activity; DNA binding; structural constituent of chromatin
Source: RefSeq, a predicted model, not a curated record